This is a messenger RNA of Adineta steineri, 657 nucleotides long. NCBI's taxonomy places the organism in Eukaryota, Metazoa, Rotifera, Eurotatoria, Adinetida, Adinetidae. The record is from the annotation of a GenBank genome assembly.
AUGAAUAAUACAGCUACAGCAAGACCAAUUACAAACGCUACAAUCUCAUCAUCUUCGGACCAUCUUUAUUCCUUUUUUGUGAAUCCCGUUAGUGUUGUUCUAUUCUAUCAGAUCGGUUAUCCCAUCACAUUUUUACUUGGUUUUCUUGGUAAUGUAUUAAGUUUAAUAACCUUUUCACGCUCAACAUUACGAAAGAUAUCAACUGGAUUGAUUAUAAUGAUAUUGAUUCUUAUCGAUAUUGUCAUUAGUGUUCGCAUUCGUAAACGAACUGUAAUUCAACCAACUCAAACUCUGCGUGAAAACAACAAAACAAAUCAACAAAGAGAUAUUCAGUUACAAAUGUUCAUUCUUACACUUACAAGUAUUAGUAUUUUUCUGAUUACUACACUUCCGAUAUCAGUUUACAAAAUCACAGCACCAAGUGAGGCGCUACUAUUUGUAAGCUCAUUUUAUCAAGUUGUGACAGUUUGGACAGGAUUAGGAUGGUUUCAAAGUCUUAAUUAUGCGAUGAACUUUUACAUUCAUUGUCUUACUUCAAGAUUGUUUCGUAAAGAAUUUAAGCAACAAAUGAAAUUUAUAUGUGGUCGUAAACAAACUCGUGUGAAUGCAAUAGAACUUAAUAAAAGAGCACAACAUCCUCAAGUCAAUCAGCAAUGA